AUGGCUUUCGAAGGGAGGGAUGAUGUUAGAGAUGUCACACAAGCAAAAGCAAUUGGUGGCUUGAUCAAAAUUCAAGAAGUGGAUCAAGCAUUGAACUUAUUCAGGGAGUUGUGUUCUCGUGGCCACUGUCCUGAUGUGGUUGCAUAUAACAUAUUGAUAAGGGGGCUCUGCAAGGCCAACAGAGUCAUAGAGGCUGAAAAUUUGUUGGAUGAGAUUGUUGAAAGGGGUCUUUCUCCCUCAGUUGUGACCUACAAUCUGUUUAUAGAUAGUUGGUGCAAAAAUGGUUCUAUUGAUAAGGCUAUGGCUCUUCUUUCCAGAAUGUCUGAAGAAGACAGGGAACCCAAUGUCAUUACAUACUCAACUUUAGUGGACGGGUUAUGCAGAGCAGAAAGGCCUGAUGAUGCUCUCUUGGUUUGGAAUCAGAUGGAAACAAAAGGCCAACUUCAGUACUUCAUUAUUGACAAAACCCUCGCCAAAGACAUCAUGAAUUCACCUUGUUCCUUUACCCCUGGCGCGUUGGGUUUCUUCAUUCGGUGUCUGGGCAGCAUUGGGUUGGUGCAAGAAGCCAACGAGGUGUUUGAUGAAAUGGAAAUGAAGGGUCUUUGCUUUGAGAAUCGGACGCAGGGUAACGCUGAUGAUGGGUCGAGGUCUGCUGGUAAUGGUAAUGACGGCAGAGGGGGCGGUGGUGCUGGCUGCGAUUGCGGUGGGGGAAACAGACCUGUUCACAGGACUUUUAGAAUAUCAUUGAGUUAUCAUCUUGGUGCAGGUGGGUCUGCUCAGGACAGUGGUGAAAGGGGAUGGGGAAGUAGACAAGAAGAUUUGGAUUGA
Gastrolobium bilobum is the source of this 828-nucleotide messenger RNA. Its product is annotated as putative pentatricopeptide repeat-containing protein At5g08310, mitochondrial. Lineage: Eukaryota; Viridiplantae; Streptophyta; Magnoliopsida; Fabales; Fabaceae. The record is from RefSeq and is a predicted model, not a curated record. The transcript is spliced from 4 exons. The coding region runs from base 1 to 828 and encodes 275 amino acids. Gene Ontology annotation, molecular function: protein binding.